Messenger RNA from Caenorhabditis briggsae, 336 nucleotides. The coding region runs from base 1 to 336 and encodes 111 amino acids. The transcript has 2 exons. The record is from RefSeq and is a predicted model, not a curated record. NCBI's taxonomy places the organism in Eukaryota, Metazoa, Nematoda, Chromadorea, Rhabditida, Rhabditidae.
AUGAUCAAGAUCGUUGUUCUGAUUUCUGUUUUAAUCACCACCACACAUGGGGGAUGUCCUAGCAUCUCGUCAAUCUAUCUUCCUCGUAGAGUGAACUGUCCACUUUGUGAUUUCGCGCCUUCCUCUCAAGCUGUAUCUGGUUCUGGUAAUGUGUAUUCUAUCAAGUGUCCCUCUGGGUCUGAUGUCUGGUAUUACAAUGAACAAGGAAACGAAUUUGUGACUCCAAUGAGCAAAGUUGGUUCAAAGGGAUCGAUAAAAUGUGAAGGAUCGAAAUGGAAGAUCAGCGUGCCCGGUCAAACUCAAAUUCUAUCUGCCUUCGCAUGUGGCUCAGCAUGA